UGUCUCGAACCGGAAAGGAAGGAAGGACCAACCCGCGCCCCAUCUCACAGGCAAAGCGAGGGAAAGGCCCGAGAAGCGCGCUCGCGGAGUGGCCGGCGAAGCCGCGGAAGCGCGCAGGAGGGGACCCUGCCGUCGCCGUGGUGGGAUGGAAAGGGGCGGCGCCGCGCUCGCCUGCGCCUUCCGCUCCCCAUCCCCGUACCACUCCCCGCCGUCCCAAUGGCCGCCUCCUCUCCUCCGCGGCCGCCACCCGCCCGCUUCGGCCUCCGCCGGGGUUCCUCGCCUCCUCCCGCCACGCGGCUGGCUCUUCAGCUACUGCAGCCAAAUUAGGCUUCUAGACACAAGCAAGGGGCUUAGUAGGUGCUCGUUGAAGACCUUCAGCUCAUUUGGACAUCCAAGGGUUAGUCUGAACAAUGAAGAUAUAGAGAAAGAUAAGAUCCUAAUUGAUUGUGGAGAAGACCAAGAUUGUGUGCUAGAUGGGAUUGUUGCCUUGGGAAAAUUUGACGCCCUUCACAUCGGUCAUCGGGAACUAGCAACACAUGCUUCCAGAUCAGGCAAUCCUUUCCUUCUUUCUUUUGUGGGAAUGGCUGAAGUUCUUGGCUGGGAGUAUAGACCUCCAAUAGUUGCUCGCAGUGAUAGGGAACGAGUCCUUUCCUCAUGGGCUCCAUACUGUAGAAAUGUGGUGCCUCUUGAAUAUCAGGUUGAGUUUUCAAAGGUUAGGUACCUAACUCCACGCCAAUUUGUCGAGAGGUUAUCAACAGAUCUUAGAAUAAAAGGUGUCGUAGCAGGUGAAAACUACAGAUUUGGCUACAAAGCAUCUGGUGAUGCGGCUGAGUUAGUAAAACUAUGCGAAGAAUUUGGUUUAAGUGCUUUCAUUGUGCGGUCUGUCAUGGACACCGCAAAAAGAUCUUACAAUGGAGCUACACCUCCUGUAAAUUCAACCGACAAAGGGCAGGUGUCUUCCAGUCGUGUUCGCCAUGCUUUGUCUGUGGGUGACAUGGAAUACGUCUCCAAAUUACUAGGGAGGAAACACCGCCUUGUGCUAACAGUGAAUGAAUGCUGCCUUCAGGAAAGGGAAAAGAUUGUAUUCCCUAAAUCCUGCAUGUUAAACAUGCCACCAGCUGAUGGUUUCUAUGAAAAUUGUGGCCUCGUUAAUGGAGGGUACCUUGGACUAUGCAGAGUGACCAUUAACUCAGAAACCAUUGACAUUGAAUUGGAAGAUAAGAACAGUUUGACGUCAAAUCUUUUUCGAGAAGAUCAACAAUUAGGCAUCGAAUUUGGGUAAUGUACAGCGCGCUAUUCAUGAUCAGUGGUUGCUCAUAAUUUGCACACUUGGGGCAUUUUUCAGAGAAUUUGGGGUUGACCCAAAGGUUAGAGAAUUUUCCCCUUAAGAGGAAAUUAGCAGAACUUCGUAUGCCACCCCAAUAUGGUUCAUCAGUCCUGAGUGCAUCCGGCAGUUUCACAAAAGAUUGCUUUUUGCAGAAGAUUGAUUAGUGCACGGUUAAACACAAGAGGACAUGGGAGAGAAGAGGUGCAAUUUUUAUGUCCAUUUUAUGUAGAGUGGGAAAGACAGACUUGACUGGCCUCCAGCAGCUGUAUGUAUAAAACUAGAGACAUACGAGGCAAAAUUGUACAUUUAAGGGUUAUUUAGGCAAUUUGUUGUUCUGUUACUGAUUACUUCCUUGUCUAACAGAACGAAAAAAAUCUGGCAAUAUUUUCCCUUGUGUUGUGAAUUA
Molecule: messenger RNA, 1733 nt
Organism: Brachypodium distachyon (stiff brome)
Lineage: Eukaryota; Viridiplantae; Streptophyta; Magnoliopsida; Poales; Poaceae
Product: FAD synthetase, chloroplastic
Exons: 5
Coding region: 146-1282 (378 amino acids)
Biological process (GO): C-terminal protein methylation; riboflavin biosynthetic process
Cellular component (GO): endoplasmic reticulum
Molecular function (GO): FMN adenylyltransferase activity; protein C-terminal S-isoprenylcysteine carboxyl O-methyltransferase activity
Source: RefSeq, a predicted model, not a curated record